Messenger RNA from Chroicocephalus ridibundus (black-headed gull), 1492 nucleotides. It is a transcript of the gene CD5, whose product is annotated as CD5 molecule. Gene Ontology annotation, cellular component: plasma membrane. The record is from RefSeq and is a predicted model, not a curated record. The coding region runs from base 67 to 1482 and encodes 471 amino acids. Gene Ontology annotation, biological process: T cell costimulation. The transcript is spliced from 10 exons. NCBI's taxonomy places the organism in Eukaryota, Metazoa, Chordata, Aves, Charadriiformes, Laridae.
CCUCACCCCGCCAUCCUCCGGCUCUGCCGCCGAGCGCCGGGGCCGAGGAGGCGGCCGGCCGUGCCCAUGGCGGCCCCGCUGCCCGCCCUGCGCCUGCUGCUCUUGUUGGGGACGUGGGCCGUCCCCGUCCCCGGAGGAGCCGCCUUCAUCCCGGCAGAUCUCAGCCUGCAGCUCCGCGGCGGCGGCUGCCGCUGCGCCGGGAUGCUGGAGGUGAAGUGGAAAGGCCGAUGGAACCGCGUGUGCCGGGAUAACCCGAGCGAAACCUUCAGGCGCGACAUCUGCCAGCGGCUGGGCUGCGGCCCCCCCAUGGCCGAGCCCCUCCAGCUCGUCUUGACCGGCGGGAAGGAGCCACGCAACUCGACGCUGCGGUGCCGGUGGCCGGUGGCCACCGUGACGGCGUGUCAGUGGGUGCCGGCAAACUGCACGGAGCACGCCGUCCUCGCCUGCAGCGAGCCCACACCGGCGCCCCCCAGAACCACCCCGGAGCCCACCGGACCCGCCAGGCUGCAGCUGGUGGAUGGAGAUUCCAACUGCUUGGGUUUCCUGGAGCUGCACAGGGAAGGGCUGUGGGGGGCCGUGGCGGCCAACCCGGGGGUGUCCCCGGAGCUGGCCACCCGCCUCUGCCAGGCUCUGCGCUGCGGCACCGCCGUCGACGGCCGCGGCCAGGCCGAGCCGGAGCCCAAAAGCCACUUGCCGGUGCGGUGGGAAGCGACGGAACCCUGCGAGAACCGGCCCCUCUUCGACUGCUUCAACAGGACCCGCGCCCGGCGGGGGGGGACGCCCGCCUUCAUCAUCUGCUCCGGCCCCGAGCCCCGGGCCCUGCGGAGGCUGGCGGCCGGUCCCACGCCGUGCGAAGGGGACAUCGAGGUCUUUCACGAGGGACAAUGGUGGGUGCUGUGUGACAACCGGGCGCAGCGAACCCAAUGGGGCCGGCAGCUGUGCCAGGAGCUGCGGUGUGGCAACCUCUCCUCCAGCGCCGAGGUCCAGGACCCCCCCGUCAUGGGUGUCACCUGCGGGGUCCCCACCCUGCACCUCUGCCCCACCAGGCUGGGGGGUCCCCAGACCUGUUCCCGGACCAGAAUCGUGUGCCAGGACUCCAAGCCGCGUCCCGUCGGCACGUCGGCAGGCACCGUCGCGAGCAUCUGCCUGGCUCUCCUCCUCUUCGGCGUCCUCUUGCUCAUCUGCGGCCCUCCUGCCUACAGGAGGCUGAUGAAGAGAAUCUCCAAAAAGAAGCAGCGCCAGUGGAUCGGGCCCACGGGACUCAACCAGACGGUCUCCUUCCACCGCAACAGCACCGUCGCCCCCAGGCCGCGGGCGGAGGGGCAGCGGGCGCAGGGGGGGGACAACGACUACGUUCAGCCCCCCCAGAAGAGCUCCCACCUCUCGGCUUACCCAGCCCUGGAAGGUGCGUGCAGAGCGUCCAACCCUCCGGACAACUCCUCCGACAGCGACUACGACCUUCAUUCCACCCGCAGAGUGUGACACCCCCCCC